Vitrella brassicaformis is the source of this 3666-nucleotide messenger RNA. The record is from the annotation of a GenBank genome assembly. Lineage: Eukaryota; Vitrellaceae.
GCGCUCUGAAGACGACGUGCAACGACAUAAGAGGAGCGAGUGGAAUCCUGCUCUCCCGACCUCGCAUCGAACGACCUGCCGACAAACUAUAUCUAUGACGCGCUCUCCCGGCGCUCUUUCGCUCAAGGAGUCGGUGCCGGCGUGAUCUGUCCCUCACGGCGGGGACUUUGCCCAUCGGGCGGCCGCAUCCGGAGGCGUCGGCCACACCAGCCGCCAUGGACAGCAGCUACCCUCCUCUCUCGUUGCCGCUGUCCGGCUCCUCUGGUUCGCCCUUCGAUGAGGUCCCCUUGACAGAUGAUGGCGACGGCAGCGACCUGGAGGCCUCUGCGGCUGAUGUGCAGCCGAUCCCGAUGGGCGGUGCGAAGGUCAUGGCUGUGCGGAAGGUCGAUCUGCGGUACCCCGGUGACCUGAGUCAGCUCAAGAGGGUGCAGGACGAGCAGCCUGAGUUCAACCUCUUCACGUGGAAGCUGGAGCGGCAGGUGCUGCCCAGUGAGGCAGAGGGCGGGCCGGGCGAGGGCGUCACGGUCAGGGAGUUCAAGUGCUGCACACACGAGGGGUGCGACGUGCGCCUCUGCCUCAUCGCCUCGCCAAACCUCAUUCAGCUCGAGAUCACUGGUCAGUCAGUCAGUCUACGACCAAUGAAUGGCACGGCACACACACCAUGCGAGGAACGAACCUUUAGCUUAUUUAUUUUGCCUUCCGUCUCGGUUGUGUUGGCGGGUCGUUCGUUCAGGUGAGCACGAGUACAGCAUCCACACAGCGUCCCAGGGGUUCCGGACGGCCCUCGACCGGGCUCUCCAGACCGACCUCAGCACCAACGGCACGGCCUUCCUGCUGCUGUUAUCGCGCGCCGAGGAGGCCCGGCUGCGGACGGCCGUCAAGACGCUGGGCUUCCAGCUGGGGGCCGUGGCGAGCCAUGUCGGCAACAUCACGCCCUACGCGGCCUUUUGUCAGAUCUUCCGGCUGGCGCUCAAGGACUCGGAGGUCAGCAAGAUGUGGCAAGCGCAUGGGCUGCCCUACCCCUUCCCCAACCAGCCCCCACAAGUGCCGCUGCCCGAGGCGUUCCCCCAGCUCAUGAACCUCAAGGGCCUCGUCGACGGCAUGGGGCAGCUCAUGGGGGCCAUGCCUGAUCCCAUGAUGGCUGCAGCGGCUUUCCCGGCACCUCCUCUGCCCUCGUUCGACCAGGAAGAAUGCGACAGCGACGGGGAGGGCAGCAAGGGCGGCGGCGUGAAGGGGCAGAGGAGGUCGCGGCGUAUUGCAGACGCAGAUCGAGAGCUGCCGCCCCCGCCGCUGUUCCAGCCUCUUGACUCCCUCCCCCCUCCACCAGUGUCCAAGAACGGCCUCUCGUCCCCCCCGCCCCCCCCGCAGAGCAUGGAUCUGCUUAGGCUGACGCAGCAAAUGGAUGGCGGCCUCGCCGAGGGCCUCAAGGCGGUCUCAAUCCUCCAGGGACACUUGGGGCGUGGUGGUGCCGACACGUCGCCGAGCGAGCUGGCCGCGGCGUUCCAUUUGCCGCCGAUGGACCCAAUGGGGAUGGCAAUGGGGAUGGGCAUGGAUAUGGCAGUGGGCAUGGGGAUAGCCGCGUCGCUCAAGGCCAAGAAGCGGCGCCGCAAGGUGGCCAACGACGACAUGCCUUUCCUGCAGCGGCUGCCCACCCCCGCACCGCCGCUGUCAUCACUGCUGAGGUCUCAGUCCCGCCCGCCCCCUCCCCCGCUCCCCCAGCCGCCCCAGCACGAUGACGACAGCGCCGCACCGGAGUCGCCGUGCAAGUCAUCUUCCAAGAGGCGGCGGGCCAAGAGGCCGAGAACGAGGAAUCGCGACUCGGGGGGCGACUCGCCCGUGUCGCCUGGCUACCAACCCAGCGGCAUGGGGCCCCUGGCUGACAUGGCGGCGCCGCCGGCGACCCCUCCUGCGUCCAAGGGCGCCAGACCGAGAGAGAUAGACCGGCGCAAGACCAUCGUGCCACUGCUGCCGCCACCCCCACCCACCGCGGCGUCGCCCCAUUUUCCGCUGACCCGGGGCAGAACCACCCCGGCCCUCCCAUACCCCUCCCCCUUCGCCAGCCCCCCACUCAUCGGCCUUUCCGUCGGCCACCCGCCCGCAGAGGCAAUCGACUUCACGGACGCUCUGCUGCGCAGGAAGAGUCUCCCUGCCGACCAGCUGCCCUCGCUCGCCUCGUCGCUGCGGGCCGACGGUACGCGGCCCUCUGAAGCUGAGACGGCUCACAUCCUGGCGAGUAUGGGCAGGGGUGUGAUGCUGCCGAUGCCGCCCCACCUGCAGCUGCUGGCGAGGGCCGAGACGCUGCUGGAUGAGCGGCGGAUCAAGGGGCUCAUUGAGAGGGUCAAGGCAGGGGUCGACCAGGGGGCUGACGUGUCAACCAAUGCUGUCUUCGGCCGGAUGAGAGACCCGCAGGUGAACUGAACACGCCCACACACACACAACGACACUUCGGUUCACUGGCUGACCGUUGCGUGUUGUUUGUUCGUGUGCCGUGUGCCGUGUGCUGUUUGUGCUGUGUGUGUGUAUCAUCCAUCCAUCCAUCAGCUGUGGAAAGCGGUCAAGCACGUGGCUGAGAAGUCUGCGAUGUCCCCUCUGUGCGAGGAGCACUUCGACACCAACCUCUCCGCUUUCAUACGCGACAUCAUCGCCACCAUUGCCUCAUCCACAAGCGCAAGCGCAAGCGCAACCAGCACCGCCGCCGUCCAGCCGCCCGGGCCGCUCGGCGUGCCCCAUCCACCCCCUCUGCCGAUACCGAGAAUGCCGGCAAUACUGGCGGCCAGCAAGAAGCGCUAGCUAGAUCAGCUAAUGGCAGGCCGGUCGUGUCAACGGCCGGCCGAUCGUAUCGAUGUGUUUGCCGGAUGGCUGGCUGGCUGGCCGCGUAAGGUAAGUGUGGUUUUCCCUCCCUGUGUGAGUGUGUUCCGGGCGGUCUGGGGUGCGUACGGGUGGGAUGCGUAUAGUGGUAGUUAUGGAUGGCUUCGGUAGGUGGGUGAGGUGGGGUGGACAUGUGCGUGAUGUGCGCUACCAUGGCAUGGCAUGGCCCUUCCUCUCUCCCUCCGGCCCACAUGAUGUGUUUUAUCCCUGUGUGUGCCUAUGUGUGCCUUCCCUUCCCUUUAUCGGUCUGUCUGCAAGGAAGGAAUGGCUGGCUGGGUGGAUCAUGCCGCCGUCAAUCUUGCAAGCUCGGUUGGUUGACGGCUCUUGUACAGACGCACUCAUACACACACACACACACACAGACUCACGUGUGGAUGGAUGGAUGGAUGGACACACACGCAGCUAACACCCACCCACCCACACACACACAAUGAAACACUUACUCGGUCUAGUAAGGGGAAGGGGGGAGGGACGGGUGUCUGUAUGUAAUUCCUCCGUACGUCAUGACUAAACUAACUGCACACACGCAGACCUCUUCUAAGUCUCUCUCUCUGUCUCUCUCUCUUUCACUGUCUCUCUCUCUCUUGGAUGCGCUGCGUGGGUGGUCCGGGGGCCUUCAUAUCUCUACCACUAUAUGUAAUUCAGGUGUCUGCACGCCUUCUACAUCAUCCACAGUCAGUCGACGUCAGGCAGGGAGGAAUUAGUGAUGGAUGCCGUGGGGUGGGGGAGAGAGAACAGAUGGAUGGAUGGAUGGAUGGACAACUGUUUAUGUAGAAGCACUCACAGCUACAUAGUUAC